Molecule: messenger RNA, 678 nt
Organism: Mucor velutinosus
Lineage: Eukaryota; Fungi; Mucoromycota; Mucoromycetes; Mucorales; Mucoraceae
Exons: 3
Coding region: 1-678 (225 amino acids)
Biological process (GO): superoxide metabolic process
Cellular component (GO): mitochondrion
Molecular function (GO): metal ion binding; superoxide dismutase activity
Source: RefSeq, a predicted model, not a curated record
AUGCUCUCCGUUGCUACCAAGCCUUUCCAACAUGCUGCACUCAAAACAACUGCUUAUCGUUCCCUGGUAGCCGUACGCUCCAAGGCAACACUACCCAAGUUACCCUAUGGUUACGACGAAUUGGAACCUGUCAUUAGCAAAGACAUCAUGGAGACCCAUCAUGCCAAGCAUCAUCAAACCUAUGUCAACAAUUUCAAUGUAGCUGAAGAAAAGUUUGAAGCUGCUGUCAAGGCCAAUGAUUUAGCUCAACAACUGGCACUUCAAAAUGCUCUCAAGUUCAAUGGUGGUGGCCACCUGAAUCACAGCAUCUACUGGGAGAACCUGGCACCCAAGAGUCAAGGAGGUGGAGAACUUCCCAAGGGCGCUUUACUCUCUGCCAUCCAAAAAGAAUUUGGAUCCAUGGAUAAUUUUAUUGAGAAAUUCAACGCUGUUGCCGCCGGCGUUCAAGGUUCUGGGUGGUGUUGGCUCGGCUACAAUAAGGCUGCUCAGCGUGUUGAGAUUGCAACCUCUGGCAACCAAGAUAUUUUGCAAGGACUUGUUCCUUUGUUGGUCAUUGACGUUUGGGAACACGCCUAUUAUUUGCAAUAUAAGAAUGUGCGUGCUGACUAUCUCAAAAAGGUGUGGGAUGUCAUUAACUGGAAGACUGUAGCCGAGCGUUUCGCAAAGGCUCAGCAUUAA